This is a messenger RNA of Dendrobium catenatum, 1767 nucleotides long. Its product is annotated as pectinesterase. Lineage: Eukaryota; Viridiplantae; Streptophyta; Magnoliopsida; Asparagales; Orchidaceae. Gene Ontology annotation, molecular function: pectinesterase inhibitor activity; pectinesterase activity. The record is from RefSeq and is a predicted model, not a curated record. The coding region runs from base 1 to 1767 and encodes 588 amino acids. Gene Ontology annotation, biological process: cell wall modification. The transcript has 4 exons.
AUGGCAGCCUUCUCCGACGAAGAACAGCGGAAGCGCCGCUACAGGCGGAUCGCCGGCUCCAUCGCUUCUCUCAUUCUCCUCCUCGCCGUCGUCGGCACCGCCUGCACGCUCUACAGCCCAGAGAAAGACACUCCUUCCUCCCACAUCGUCACAUCCGCCACUGCCGGUUCCCCCGCCACGCAACUGCAUUCCACCGCCAAGUCCAUUCAGGUAAUGUGCGAAUCCACCGAUUACAAACAAACCUGCGUCUCCAGCCUCAACAAAGUCGUGAAGAAGAACACCACCGACCCCAAAGAACUCGUCAAGGCCGCCGUCGCCGUUGUUCUCGACGAGAUCAGCACGGCCUUCCGCCGCACCCGCCUCCUAGCCGACAAGGACCCGAGAGUUCGUGGCGCCGUCGAAGACUGCCGGCAGCUGUUCGAGGACUCCAAGGACGAGAUCAAACGUUCGCUCGACGACAUCGUCUCCACCGGCAUUGAACAUAUCCCCAGGAAGUCGCGCGACAUCAGAACAUGGCUGAGCUCUGUCAUGUCGUAUCAACAAACCUGCAUUGACGGUUUCCCUGACGGCGAGCUUAAGGUGAAGCUGAAAAAGACGUUAAAGACAGCAAGAGAGCUAACGAGCAACUCUCUUGCAAUUGUUAAGGAGCUAUCGAGCUUUCUUGAAAUGCUGGAGGUUCCGGGAUUGACCGUUAGUGGAAGGAAGCUGCUCGCUGAGAAAGAAGAACUGCACCAAUUUGACGAUGAGGGCAUUCCUUCGUGGGUUCAUGAGGAUGAGAGAAGGGUUCUUAGGCAGGUCAAUACGAAUCUAAAGCCAAAUGUUACGGUGGCUAAGGAUGGGACCGGCGAUUACACGACGAUUUCAAUGGCGUUGGCGAAGAUUCCGAACGAGUACACUGGAAGGUAUGUGAUCUAUGUUAAAGAGGGAGUGUACGAGGAGACAGUAAAUGUCACGAAGAAAAUGCCGAACUUGACCGUUUACGGCGAUGGAAGUGCGAAGACGAUCAUCACUGGAGAGAAGAAUUUCGUCGAUGGCGUCAGAACUUUCAUGACUGCUACGUUUGUGGUCUCCGGCGACAACUUCAUGGGCAUUGGCUUUGGCGUCCGCAACACCGCCGGAGCCAUCAAGCACCAAGCCGUGGCAAUCCGGGUCCAAUCCGACCGUUCCAUCUUCUUCGAAUGCCGCUUCGAAGGCUACCAAGACACCCUCUACGCCCAAGCCAAGCGACAAUUCUACCGCAGCUGCGUCAUCGCUGGCACCGUCGAUUUCAUCUUCGGCGACUCCGCCUCCGUCUUCCAAAACUGCCUCAUGGUCAUCCGUCGCCCUCUCGACAACCAACAGAACAUCGUCCUCGCCCACGGCCGCGUUGACCGCCACGAAACCACCGGCUUUGUCCUCCACAAAUGCAAGAUCAUCGGCGACGACAAGCUGUUGCCUUUCAAGAACAAGAUCAGGAGCUACCUCGGCAGGCCGUGGAAGGAGUACGCGCGGCAUGUGAUCAUGGAGACGGAGAUCAGCGAUGUCAUACAUCCCGAUGGGUAUUUGCCAUGGGAGGGGGAUUUCGCACUCAAGACUCUAUUUUACGGGGAGUAUAACAACACGGGGCCAGGGGCGAAGUUUGAUGGGAGGGUGAAGUGGAAGGGCGUGAGGAAACUGAAGAAGCCGGCGGCGAGGUUCACGGUGGCGGACUUCAUACAGGGCACUGAGUGGAUAAAUAACGAGAGAGGGGGAGUCACCAUUCCUGUGCGUUAUGGCUUGUAUAACUGA